UCGUGUUGCCAAAAAUAUUCUGAAUAUUCCAAAUAAUUAUUUUUAUUUUUCGAAUUCUUUAUUUACGUUACAAUCUUCUUGUUUGUUUUGAAUACAUCUGAAUCUGUCCUAUACUAUCGAGAACAUACCUCCCUACAAAUUUAACCAGAUAAACAAAUCGAAAUCAGAACGCCGUACCGUCACGCGAGCUGUUGGAUUCAGCGAAUAUGAUCUGCCAAAUAUUGGAAUCCUGAGUGGGAAAUAAGAGCAUUCGAACUUGACAGAUUGGACCUUAAUAUGGAAAGGAUUCACCGAACGUAGGAAUUGAGAAAGAAAACAAUAAACGAAGUGCAAAGAGAGACCAAAAGGUGUGGUUGCCUCUAAUGCGAAAAAGAUGACCGGCAAAAUGAAAAACGAGUUAAUGACGCGGUUUUGCGGUUGGAUCACGGCUGAGCGACGCUUCUAUUGUUCUGAACAAACGCAAAGGUAGUGACCGGCGAAAAAUCCACCAGCAUUUGAAUUUCCAUUUGUUUGCCAACCAGAAGUCGACGAAGUGAUUCAAUGACUAUGAAGGUCUUCUGGGUUGACGUUUUUGGAAAUUUUCAAGUUCAGUUGUUGUUCUAGAGUUCAUUAUUGCCAAAAUCAUGCAAACUAUUAAUCUAUUUGCAAAAAAUGGUGAAUAGAAUUUUGAGUUUGCCAAAAGUAGUUCAUCGUUCCUACUUGAACGACGUGUCAUCGGCAGUUCGGUAGAGUAAAAAAAACAACGAAGAAAUAAAUCAACUCCAUCAAUGAGAAUGAAGGCUGUGGCGGUGUUUUACUAUUUUACUUUGUUAAUAGUUUUAGUUGUGGCUCAAAAUCGCAACAGAUCAGUUAGAAGACGAGCUGAAAAUGUCAGUCAAGGAUCCGAGGAACAAGGAAGAACUUUGGGACUUUUAAGACCUUUGUUAAAUGUGGGUUCUUUGGGUGGUUUCGGUCUUGGCUUUGAUCAGCCAAUUUCUCCUUACAGACCAUCCUAUGUGAGACCUCAAUCGUCACCGGUAAGACCACAAUCGGAUCCCUUCUAUGGUGGAGGUUAUGGAGGCAAUCCCUAUUACGGCUAUGGUGGUUAUGGUUAUAGACCCAGUUAUGGUGGAUUCAUACCACAAUAUGCUGGAUACCCUUCAUAUGGAUAUGGUUACAGGCCGGCUGUAUAUCCAGGUGCAGGAAACUAUGGUGGCGGCUAUCCAUCUUAUAACCCACAACGUCCUGGAGUAUCGCCUUCUCGCCCAGUUCCCGCAGUGGGUGGCAAUGUUGGUGCGGCUGGUGGUACACCAUCUCUUGCGGGCAUAGAUCCGGCUCAGGCUGCACAGAUUGCCAAUUUAUUGGGACAACUUUUGGGUUCUCAACUUAGGCCACUGCUUGGUGCAGGUGCAGCCGGUAGACCUGGUGAUGCCCCAAGUUCAUUGGUAAAGAAAUGAAAAAGAUCGAUAAUUCAGAAUUAGUUGUUAAUUAAUGAAAAGUAUUAUUUUUUCAAAUGCAUAGAUUUAAGUUUACUUUUGAAAUUAAUCCGUUCUUGCCAAUAAAAUCCGGAAACUAAUUAUAAUUGAA
Musca domestica (house fly) is the source of this 1566-nucleotide messenger RNA. Its product is annotated as pro-resilin-like. The record is from RefSeq and is a predicted model, not a curated record. The transcript is spliced from 2 exons. The coding region runs from base 768 to 1436 and encodes 222 amino acids. NCBI's taxonomy places the organism in Eukaryota, Metazoa, Arthropoda, Insecta, Diptera, Muscidae.